This is a messenger RNA of Orycteropus afer afer, 9153 nucleotides long. It is a transcript of the gene CSMD1, whose product is annotated as CUB and Sushi multiple domains 1. NCBI's taxonomy places the organism in Eukaryota, Metazoa, Chordata, Mammalia, Tubulidentata, Orycteropodidae. The record is from RefSeq and is a predicted model, not a curated record.
AAGCUUGCCUUUGAAGAGUUUGAACUGGAACGAGGAUAUGACACCCUUACAGUAGGGGAUGCUGGGAAAGUAGGUGAUACCAGGACCGUCUUAUAUGUAUUGACUGGAUCCAGUGUUCCUGAUCUUAUUGUGAGUAUGAGCAACCAGAUGUGGUUACAUCUACAAUCUGAUGAUAGCAUUGGCUCACCUGGAUUUAAAGCUGUUUACCAAGAAAUUGAGAAGGGAGGAUGUGGAGACCCAGGAAUUCCUGCCUAUGGGAAACGGACAGGCAGCAGUUUUCUCCAUGGAGAUACUCUCACCUUUGAAUGCCAGGCUGCCUUUGAGUUGGUAGGGGAGAGAGUUAUCACCUGUCAGCAGAACAAUCAGUGGUCUGGCAACAAGCCCAGUUGUGUAUUUUCAUGUUUCUUCAACUUUACUGCACCGUCAGGGAUUAUUCUUUCACCAAAUUAUCCAGAGGAAUAUGGCAACAACAUGAACUGUGUUUGGCUAAUUAUAUCUGAACCAGGAAGCAGAAUUCACCUCAUUUUUAAUGAUUUUGAUGUGGAACCUCAGUUUGACUUCCUUGCAGUGAAAGACGAUGGAAUUUCUGAUAUAACAGUUCUUGGUACUUUUUCUGGAAAUGAAGUGCCUUCUCAGCUGGCCAGCAGUGGGCACAUAGUCCGCUUGGAAUUUCAAUCUGAUCAUUCCACUACUGGCAGAGGGUUCAACAUCACGUAUACAACAUUUGGUCAGAAUGAGUGCCAUGAUCCUGGCAUUCCUAUAAAUGGGCGGCGUUUUGGUGAUAGGUUUCUGCUUGGGAGUUCGGUUUCUUUUCACUGUGAUGAUGGCUUUGUCAAAACCCAAGGGUCUGAGUCUAUCACCUGCAUCCUGCAGGAUGGAAAUGUUGUUUGGAGUUCUACAGUUCCCCGAUGUGAAGCACCAUGUGGUGGACAUUUGACAGCUUCAGGUGGAGUUAUUUUGCCUCCUGGAUGGCCAGGAUAUUAUAAAGAUUCUUUAAAUUGUGAAUGGAUAAUUGAAGCAAAACCAGGACACUCCAUCAAAAUAACUUUUGAUAGAUUUCAGACUGAAGUCAAUUAUGACACGUUAGAAGUCAGAGAUGGUCCAGCAAAUUCAUCCCCACUGAUUGGAGAGUACCAUGGCACGCAAGCACCACAGUUCCUCAUAAGUACAGGAAAUUUUAUGUAUCUACUUUUCACCACAGACAAUAGCCGCUCCAGUAUUGGCUUCCUCAUCCACUAUGAAAGUGUGACCUUAGAGUCAGAUUCUUGCCUUGAUCCUGGAAUUCCUGUGAAUGGCCAUCGUCACGGCAAUAAUUUUGGCAUCAGGUCUACAGUGACUUUCAGCUGUGAUCCAGGAUAUACACUAAGUGAUGAUGAGCCCCUUAUCUGUGAGAAAAAUCAUCAGUGGAACCAUGCAUUACCUAGCUGUGAUGCCCUGUGUGGAGGCUACAUCCAUGGAAAGAGUGGAACAGUCCUUUCUCCUGGGUUUCCAGAUUUUUAUCCAAACUCUCUAAACUGUACAUGGACCAUUGAGGUGUCUCACGGAAAGGGAGUUCAGAUGAUCUUCCACACCUUUCACCUUGAGAGUUCCCAUGACUAUUUGCUGAUCACAGAGGAUGGAAGUUUUACAGAGCCUGUUGCCAGACUCACUGGCUCUGUAUUGCCCCAUACUAUAAAGGCAGGUUUGUUUGGAAACUUCACUGCCCAGCUUCGGUUUAUAUCAGACUUUUCAAUUUCCUAUGAGGGCUUCAAUAUCACAUUUUCAGAAUAUGACUUAGAGCCAUGUGAUGAUCCUGGUGUCCCUGCCUUCAGUCGAAGAAUUGGUUUUCAUUUUGGAGUUGGAGACUCUCUGACUUUUUCCUGCUUCCCAGGAUAUCGCCUAGAAGGUGCAACCAAGCUUACCUGCCUGGGUGGGGGCCGUCAUGUGUGGAGUGCACCUCUGCCAAGGUGUGUGGCUGAAUGUGGAGCAAGUGUCAAAGGAAAUGAAGGAACAUUACUGUCUCCAAAUUUCCCAUCAAAUUAUGAUAAUAACCAUGAGUGUAUCUAUAAAAUAGAAACAGAAGCUGGCAAGGGGAUCCACCUCAGAGCCCGAAGCUUUCAGCUGUUUGAAGGAGAUAUUCUAAAGGUAUAUGAUGGAAAAGAUAGCUCAUCACGUCAACUGGGAGCCUUCAUGAAAAAUGAGCUGAUGGGAUUGAUCCUAAAUAGCACUUCUAAUCACUUGUGGUUAGAAUUCAACAGUAAUGGAUCUGACACUGACCAAGGUUUUCAACUCACUUACACUACGGAAUGCGGUGGUCGGAUUCACGUUGCCACUUCGGGGCGCAUUUUGUCUCCUGGUUAUCCAGCUCCCUACGACAACAAUCUUCACUGCACGUGGAUUAUAGAGGCAGACCCAGGAAAGACCAUCAGUCUUCACUUUAUUGUUUUUGACACUGAGAUGGCUCACGAUAUCCUCAAGGUCUGGGAUGGUCCAGUAGACAGCAACAUCCUGCUAAAAGAGUGGAGUGGUUCUGCCCUUCCUGAGGAUAUCCACAGCACCUUCAACUCGCUCACACUACAGUUUGACAGUGACUUUUUCAUCAGCAAAUCAGGCUUCUCCAUUCAGUUCUCAACAACAAUUGCAUCAACCUGUAAUGAUCCAGGCAUGCCUCAGAAUGGCACCCGCUAUGGAGAUAGCAGGGAACCCGGAGAUACCAUCACAUUCCAGUGUGACCCUGGAUAUCAGCUUCAAGGGCAAGCUAAAAUCACCUGUGUGCAAUUGAAUAACCGAUUCUUUUGGCAACCUGAUCCUCCUACCUGCAUAGCUGCAUGUGGAGGGAAUCUGACUGGCCCAGCAGGUGUUAUUUUAUCACCUAACUACCCACAACCAUAUCCUCCUGGGAAAGAAUGUGACUGGAGAAUAAAAGUGAACCCAGAUUUUGUCAUUGCCUUGAUAUUCAAAAGUUUCAAUAUGGAGCCUAGCUAUGAUUUUCUACACAUCUAUGAAGGAGAGGAUUCAAACAGCCCUCUCAUUGGAAGUUUUCAAGGUUCUCAAGCCCCGGAAAGAAUAGAAAGUAGUGGAAAUAGUCUUUUUCUGGCAUUCCGGAGUGACGCAUCUGUGGGCCUGUCUGGAUUCGCCAUUGAAUUUAAAGAGAAACCACGGGAAGCAUGUUUUGAUCCAGGAAAUAUAAUGAAUGGGACAAGAAUUGGAUUAGACUUCAAACUUGGCUCAACAAUUACUUACCAGUGUGAUUCUGGAUAUAAGAUUAUUGACCCCUCAUCCAUGACAUGUGUGAUUGGUACGGAUGGAAAACCAGCCUGGAACAGAGUCUUACCCUCUUGCAAUGCACCCUGUGGAGGCCAGUACACUGGAUCAGAAGGGGUCGUUUUGUCACCAAACUACCCUCAUAAUUAUACGGCUGGUCAAAUAUGCCUUUAUUCGAUAACUGUACCAAAGGAAUUUGUGGUGUUUGGACAGUUUGCCUAUUUUCAGACGACACUGAAUGAUUUGGUAGAGUUAUUCGAUGGAACACAUCCCCAGGCCAGACUUCUUAGCUCACUGUCUGGGUCUCAUUCAGGGGAAACAUUGCCUUUGGCUACGUCAAAUCAAAUUCUGCUACGAUUCAGUGCAAAAAGUGGUGCAUCUGCCAGGGGAUUCCAUUUUGUUUACCAAGCUGUUCCUCGUACCAGUGAUACCCAGUGCAGCUCUGUUCCAGAGCCCAGAUAUGGAAGGAGAAUUGGAUCUGAAUUUUCAGCAGGUUCAAUUGUUCGGUUUGAAUGUAACCCAGGAUACCUACUUCAAGGGUCCACAGCUAUCCGCUGUCAGUCUGUGCCCAAUGCUCUAGCUCAGUGGAAUGACACCAUACCAAGCUGUGUAGUUCCCUGCAGUGGCAAUUUCACUCAGCGGAGAGGUACGAUCCUAUCCCCUGGUUACCCUGAACCGUAUGGUAACAACUUAAACUGUAUAUGGAAAAUCAUAGUUACAGAGGGAUCGGGGAUUCAGAUUCAAGUCAUCAGCUUUGCCACGGAACAGAACUGGGACUCUCUUGAGAUUUACGAUGGCGGUGAUAUGACUGCACCUAGACUAGGAAGUUUUUCAGGUACCACUGUGCCAGCAUUGCUGAACAGCACUUCCAAUCAACUCUACUUACAUUUUCAAUCUGAUAUUAGUGUUGCGGCUGCUGGUUUUCAUCUGGAAUACAAAACUGUAGGUCUUGCUGCAUGCCAGGAACCAGCCCUUCCUAGCAAUGGCAUCAAAACAGGAGAUCGAUACAUGGUGAACGAUGUACUCUCCUUUCAGUGUGAGCCCGGGUACACUCUGCAGGGUCGUUCCCACAUUUCUUGUAUGCCAGGAACUGUUCGGCGUUGGAAUUAUCCCUCUCCCCUUUGCAUUGCGAAGUGCGGAGGAACACUGAGCAGCAUGAGUGGAGUGAUCUUGAGUCCUGGAUUUCCAGGUGCUUACCCCAACAACUUAGACUGCACUUGGAAGAUCCUACUGCCCAUUGGCUAUGGUGCACAUAUUCAGUUUCUGAAUUUUUCUACUGAAGCAAAUCAUGACUAUCUUGAAAUUCAAAACGGACCUUAUCACAGCAGCCCCAUGACUGGGCAGUUCAGUGGCAUGGACCUACCUUCAGCAUUGCUGAGUACAACCCAUGAAACUCUCAUCCACUUUUAUAGUGAUCAUUCACAAAACCGGCAAGGAUUUAAACUUGCUUAUCAAGCCUAUGAAUUGCAGAACUGUCCAGAUCCUCCUACUUUUCAAAAUGGUUAUAUGAUCAACUCGGAUUACAGUGUGGGACAAUCAAUAUCUUUUGAGUGUUAUCCUGGAUACAUUCUAAUAGGCCAUUCAGUCCUCACUUGUCAGCAUGGAAUCAACAGAAAUUGGAACUAUCCUUUUCCAAGAUGUGAUGCUCCUUGUGGAUAUAAUGUUUCAUCUCAGAAUGGUACUAUUUAUUCCCCUGGAUUUCCAGAUGAAUAUCCAAUUUUGAAGGAUUGCAUUUGGCUUAUCACAGUGCCUCAGGGUCACGGAGUUUACAUCAACUUCACCUUGUUGCAGACUGAAGCUGUUAAUGAUUACAUUGCUGUAUGGGAUGGUCCUGACCAGAACUCACCUCAGCUAGGAGUUUUCAGUGGAAAUACAGCCCUCGAAACAGCUUAUAGUUCAACGAAUCAAGUCCUGCUCAAGUUUCACAGUGAUUUUUCAAAUGGAGGUUUCUUUGUCCUCAAUUUUCAUGCAUUUCAGCUCAAGAAGUGUCAACCUCCCCCAGCAGUUCCACUGGCAGAAAUACUUACUGAGGAUGAGGAUUUUGAAAUUGGAGAUUUUGUGAAGUACCAGUGUCAUCCUGGGUACACUUUAUCAGGGACUGACACAUUGACUUGCAAGCUAAGUUCCCAAUUGCAGUUUGAAGGUUCUCUCCCAACAUGUGAAGCACAAUGCCCAGCAAACGAAGUCCGCACAGAAUCAUCUGGAGUAAUCCUCAGUCCAGGGUAUCCAGGCAACUAUUUUAACUCUCAGACGUGUUCUUGGAGUAUUAAAGUGGAACCAAACUAUAAUAUAACCAUCUUUGUGGAUACAUUUCAAAGUGAAAAACAAUUUGAUGCACUGGAAAUAUUUGAUGGUUCUUCUGGACAAAGUCCUCUGUUAGUAGUCUUAAGUGGGAACCAUACUGAACAAUCAAAUUUUACAAGUAAGAGCAAUCAGUUAUAUUUCCGCUGGUCCACUGAUCAUGCAACCAGUAAAAAAGGAUUCAAGAUUCGUUAUGCAGCACCUUACUGCAGUCUGACUCAGACCCUGAAGAAUGGUGGUAUUGUAAAUAGAACUGCAGGAACAGUUGGAAGUAAAGUACAUUAUUUUUGCAAGCCUGGGUACAGAAUGAUUGGCCACAGUAAUGCAACUUGCAUACGGAACCCUGUGGGCAUGUAUCAGUGGGAUUCCCUCACUCCACUCUGCCAGGCUGUGUCUUGUGGAAUUCCAGAAUCCCCAGGAAAUGGUUCCUUUAUGGGUAAUGAGUUCACUUUGGACAGUAAGUUGAUCUAUGAAUGUAAUGAGGGCUUUAAGCUUGAAGCUAGUCAACAAGCAACAGCUGUGUGUCAAGAAGAUGGAUUUUGGAGUAACAAAGGGAAGCCACCUACUUGUAAACCGGUAACGUGCCCUAGUAUUGAAGCUCAGCUCUCAGAACAUGUCAUCUGGAGACUGGUUUCUGGAUCACGGAAUGAGUAUGGAGCUCAAGUAGUGCUGAGCUGCAGUCCUGGUUACUACUUAGAAGGAAGAAGACUCAUCCAGUGCCAAGCUAAUGGAACAUGGAACAUAGGAGAGGAGAGAUCAAGUUGUAAAGUUAUCUCAUGCGGAAUCUUGUCCUUUCCCCCAAAUGGUAACAAGAUUGGAACAUUGACAGUUUAUGGAGCCACAGCCAUAUUUACAUGUAACACGGGUUACACACUUGUGGGCUCUCACGUCAGAGAAUGUUUAGCAAAUGGACUCUGGAGUGGUACCGAAACACGAUGUCUGGCUGGCCACUGUGGUUCUCCAGAUCCAAUUGUCAAUGGACAUAUCAGUGGAGAUGGUUUCAGUUAUAGAGACACUGUGGUUUAUCAGUGUAAUCCUGGUUUCCGGCUUGUUGGAACUUCAGUUAGGAUAUGCUUGCAAGACCACAAAUGGUCUGGACAAACUCCUGUUUGUGUCCCUAUUACAUGUGGUCACCCUGGAAACCCUGCCCAUGGGUUCACGAAUGGCAGUGAGUUCAACCUGAAUGAUGUCGUGAACUUCACUUGCAACACGGGCUAUCUACUUCAAGGUGCAUCUCGAGCCCAAUGUCGGAGCAAUGGCCAGUGGAGCAGUUCUUUGCCUACUUGUCGAGUGGUGAACUGUUCAGAUCCAGGCUUUGUGGAAAAUGCCAUUCGUCAUGGGCAACAGAAUUACCCUGAGAAUUUUGAAUAUGGAAUCAGUGUCAUGUAUCAUUGCAAGAAGGGAUUUUACUUGUUGGGAUCAUCUGCCUUAACCUGUACGGCAAAUGGUUUAUGGGAUCGUUCUUUACCCAACUGUUUGGCUAUAUCAUGUGGACAUCCAGGAGUUCCUGCCAAUGCUAUCCUAACUGGAGAAUUGUUUACUUAUGGAUCCAUAGUUUACUACUCAUGCAAAGGAAGCCGGAGUCUUGUAGGCAACAACACUAGAGUUUGCCAAGAAGAUAGUCAUUGGAGUGGAACACUACCCCACUGUACAGGAAAUAAUCCUGGGAAUUGUGGUGAUCCAGGCACCCCAGCACAUGGUUCUAGGCUUGGGGAUGAAUUUAAGUCAAAAAGCCUUCUCCGUUUUUCCUGUGAAAUGGGUUACCAGUUGAGGGGCUCUGCUGAGAGAACAUGUUUGUUAAAUGGCUCAUGGUCAGGAUUGCAACCCGUGUGUGAGGCUGUGUCCUGUGGCAAUCCUGGCACCCCCACCAAUGGCAUGAUCAUCAGUAGCGAUGGGGUACUGUUCUCAAGCUCAGUCAUUUAUGCUUGUUGGGAAGGGUAUAAGACCUCGGGGCUGAUGACUCGGCACUGCACAGCCAACGGGACUUGGACUGGCACAGCUCCUGAUUGCACAAUUAUAAAUUGUGGUGAUCCAGGUACACUGGCUAAUGGUAUCCAGUUUGGGAGUGAUUUCACCUUCAAUAAGACUGUUAGCUAUCAGUGUAACCCUGGCUAUCUUAUGGAACCCAUCACUUCAUCCACUAUUUGUUGUACUAAAGAUGGUACAUGGAAUCAGAGCAAGCCUCUCUGCAAAGCUGUCAUGUGCAGUCAGCCUCCUCAAGUGCAGCAUGGAAAAGUGGAGGGAACAGAUUUCCACUGGGGCUCUAGUAUAAGUUACAGUUGUGCUGAUGGCUACCAGCUUUCUCACUCGGCCAUCCUCUCCUGUGAAGGUCGUGGGAUAUGGAAAGGAGAGAUUCCUCAGUGUCUGCCUGUGUUCUGUGGAGAUCCUGGCAUUCCUGCAGAGGGACGGCUUACUGGGAAAAGUUUCACCUACAAAUCUGAAGUCCUUUUCCAGUGUAAAUCUCCGUUUAUACUAGUGGGAUCUUCAAGAAGAAUCUGCCAAGCUGAUGGCACAUGGAGUGGCAUACAGCCCACUUGCAUUGAUCCUGCUCAUAAUUCUUGCCCAGAUCCUGGUACCCCACAUUUUGGAAUACAGAAUAGCUCUAGAGGAUAUGAGGUUGGGAGUACAGUAUUUUUCAGGUGCAGAAAAGGUUACCAUAUUCAAGGUUCGACAACUAGAACUUGCCUUGCAAAUUUAACUUGGAGUGGAAUACAAACAGAAUGUAUACCUCACGCCUGCAGACAGCCAGAAACCCCAGCCCAUGCAGAUGUGAGAGCAAUAGAUCUUCCUACUUUUGGUUAUACUCUAGUGUAUACCUGCCAUCCAGGAUUUUUCCUUGCGGGUGGAUCUGAACACAGGACGUGUAAAGCAGAUAUGAAAUGGACAGGGAAAUCACCUGUUUGUAAAAGUAAAGGAGUGAGAGAAGUUAAUGAAACAGUUACUAAAACUCCAGUUCCUUCAGAUGUAUUUUUCAUCAAUUCAGUAUGGAAAGGAUAUUAUGAAUAUUUAGGGAAAAGACAACCUGCAACUUUAACUGUUGACUGGUUCAAUGCAACAAGUAGUAAAGUCAAUGCGACCUUCAUUGAAGCCUCUCAAGUGGAGUUAAAAUUGACAGGAGUUUACAAGAAGGAGGAAGCCCACUUACUUCUGAAAGUUUUUCAAAUUAAAGUUCCAGUGGAUAUUUUUGUAAGCAAGUUUGAAAAUGACAACUGGGGAUUAGAUGGUUAUGUAUCAUCAGGUCUUGAAAGAGGAGGAUUUACUUUUCAAGGUGAUAUACAUGGAAAAGACUUUGGAAAAUUCAAACUAGAAAGACAAGAUCCCUUAAACUCUGAUCAAGAUUCUUCAAAUCAUUAUCCUGGCACUAGUAGUGGUUCUGUUGCAGCUGCCAUUUUGGUUCCAUUUUUUGCUCUAAUUUUAUCAGGAUUUGCAUUUUACCUCUACAAACACAGAACAAGACCAAAAGUUCAGUACAAUGGCUAUGCUGGACAUGAAAACAGCAAUGGACAAGCUUCAUUUGAAAACCCCAUGUAUGAUACAAACUUAAAACCCACAGAAGCAAAGGCUGUGCGGUUUGACACAACUCUGAACACAGUUUGUACAGUGGUAUAG